GCUGAUGAGGAUGAUCUGCUGAAUAUCCCUUUCGAGUAGGAUAUUUUUCGUGCGCUGCUGAAUAAAAUUGAAAUGACCAUUUCAUGAAUUUGUUUUCUCUUCUCCUUGAUUAUUUUCCAAAGUUUUAGCUUCUUUUUAUUUUUGUUAAUUAUUGAAAAGAUAAAAGAGUGUUAACAAGGUAAUAUAUCUAUGGACUAGUGAUUUUUUUAAUAAUAUCGCGUGUGGAAAUUAACCUUUAUCAGAACCCUACAACUGGAAGCGAAACGAAACAGAUAACGAAACCUACAACAGUCGCACGACAAAAAUCCAACUCUGCUAAACCCAAGCAAGAGACAGAUAGCGAACAAAUCGAAAACCAAAGAGAAUUUUGGUUUGAAACUGGGUUAUUUUUACAGACAAUUUGAAAAAAUUGUAUAGAUAUUCACAUGAAUUUUGGAGGGACGAAUGAGAAACACAUUAAUGUUUUUGUACCAUAAAUCGCGAUAUAAAAUUGGAAUAUUUCCAGCUUCAACGGUUGGUGAAUGUUUUCGUUUUAUAAUCAAUCUCUCUUAAAUUAUAUUAAUAUUGUAGAUAAAAAUAAAUUACACAAAUGUUGCCAUGAUAGGAAAAUGGUUCCCCGUCUACAGAAGAAAAUCAACAUUGCAACAAUUUUUCAACGGUCAAUAUAUUGAUGACACCUGUACAUGUGUUGUUUCUGUUUUUGGUCCCCUGCAGCAGCAUGCUCGACAAACUGCACGAAACGAACUGCUCGAAUAGGGUAAUUUUAUCGACUGCCAAAUAUCCCUUCAAGCUGUCCCGUGAAGAGAACGGAGAAACAGAACAGGCAAAGCAGCGUCGCAACUUCAACAACUUCGUUCGUUCGUUCAGCGUUAGUUUUCGCUUCUUUUUACGAUAUUUUUCACCGAUGGCCGUACCGUGUUGAGCCGUUUGGUUUCGCUAAACGUGAAUCCCGCAACAAGGUGUCCCGGUACCGUUCCGGAAAUGGCCGCUACGGUUUGGAUUUCGUCUUGCAAUAUUGUGUGUUUCGGUGGGCCAGGGCCCCAUUUUUUCGCAGCAGCAGCAGCACCAAGUUCGUCACGGAGCUUCACCACCUCUGCUACCUUUACCCUGCGCGGGCAGGGUGUGUAGUCGUUGCACGGUUUGCAUAACACAGUUACUUCAUGGCUGUGAAAAAAAUGAAACGAAACAUACAAAAAGAACGGAUUCUCUUGAAACAAGCGUUGAUUGCUAUCUGUGCGUGUGUGUGCGAUAAAUAAAUGUGUGCCAAGAAAUGCAAUGAAAACAAAGCGAAUCUUUGUGUUAUUUUUAUUGUUCUACCUUGUACCUUCAUUGUUGUAUGUAUUUUGCCAUGUUAUUUAUAUUUACAAGCUUUAUUGUUAUUACAAGUGUUUUCUCCUUGUUAAUUAAAUUAUGUUUUUGUUAGCUGUGUCUUAAAAUUUCGUUAAUAUGCGUUAACAUUUUCAACGCGUUUUUGCAGUAAAGAGAUUUAAUGUUUGUUUUAGUUAUGAAACAUUGGAUUGAGAUUAAGUGAGCUAUCAUCGCUUAUUUAACGUAUUUUCACUGUUUAUUAUAUAUUUCUGUUUUUUAAACUUCAUCCAUAGGAGGGUUGAAUGUUUAUAUAUUUCUAUAAAGUGUAAAAUUUUCUUUAAAAACAACAAAUCAUAAUGAUGCAACAACAUUAUUUUCAGGAUUAAAAAAAAUGAAAGUGUCUUGUCUAAUAAAUGUCUCUCCUUACCGUUGAUAAUAUCACAACAGUGCAUAUAAAUAAGAGCGCAAAAUACAUAAACAUAUUGUGAACAAUAUUCACAAUGAUUUCAUCAAGCAACAGAAAAACAAAAAUGGAUUCGAUUGAACAAGCGUUGGUCUGUGCUGCUCAAGCAUAAGUCAAUUAUCCUAACCAUAGAAAACAUUUUGGGGUGUACAUUUGCGUGUGUAUGUCUAUGUACACGCGCAUCAUUUCACCCCAUUUCUUCCCAUUUCAGGAUAUCCCUAUUUAAUGAAACGAACAACUUAGUUAUAAUGAAAUUACGCGAAAAAAUACAUUUUAAGAUUUAAACUUUAGAAAAAGUUUUACAAAAUUAUAAACCUCGCAUUAUUUAUAACUUACAUUUAACUAUAAUUAUAUCUUAAUACAUAUAUUGAACUAUAUACUAUUAAUAAUAACGGAAUCGCGCAACGGAGCGGGUAGAACUUAUACACAGCAGACAAACAAAACAGAACAAACACUGCAAAAAAAAACUUCUUACCCUUCCCACACACUUUUACAAUAAAACAAAUUCCACACAAAUUAAAAAAACGAACGAACGCAACAAAAUGACUACUCGCAAACAGACAAAAUUCUCCACCAAAAUUCAGUUCUACCUGAAGCACAGAGAGUCGCGCAUACUGAAGCUGUGCAACGAUACCAUAGGUCCAGUGCCGAACGAUUCACUGAGCAAAGCGAUCUUCAGACUGUUGUCCAAGCCGGUAGACAAUAAAGGCAUUAUACAACUUUUUGUCGACAAGGGUCAGCAAUCGGCGCAAUCGAACGUCACGAGUAACAGCAGCAGCAACAACACUGUGAAGACCGUACUGCCAGAGUAUCAGAAGGAGGUGGAACGCUUUCAUGGGCGCAUCAUCUGUAACGACAACACCUGCAUCAUCGACCCGGUCGCCUCUCCUAAGAACGACAGCAAUUCGAAUCCUCGCACACAUUCCUUCCGAAUUGUCUCGUUCAGCAAGGAGAGCGAAGCGACACGGGGCGGUGGUGGUGGUGGUGACGCGUUUGCCAACACCGACGAUGAGGCGGGUGGUGCGUCGGCCGAGCAGGAGCAAGCACAGAAUCUCAUCACCCGAUCGCCGGCGUCACCGUCGACGGUUACUGCCACCAACGUCGUACCGAUGGCGGGUGGCUCGACCAGUAACCAUAAGGCGAUCCUGAUGUGCUUCAGCUGCAAGCUCAGCUUCGGCACCUGUCGAUCCUUUAUAGCGCAUGCCAAAAUAGAGCACAGUCUCACACUGAACGACUACGAGCGGAUGCUGCUGGAGAAGAACUACAGCAGUGCCAUCAUACAGACGAAUGCUGAGAAGCAAUUCUUUUUUCUGGUUCCUUUCGAAGAGAAAUCUUCAGCCAAUAGUAACAGUAGGAAACAUGUCGAGAGCGAAGAGAGAUACAAGACCAAUAGUAGUAAUAGCGGUAGCAACAGCAGUAGUAGUAGCAGCAGCAGCAGCAGCAGUAUGAACAGUGCUACCAACGCGAUCGGUACCGGUAGUACGGUGGGUAGCAAUCCUACCAUCCUAGGCAAUAGUAACAUCAAUGGCAAUCACAACACCAGCAACAGUAGUGGCAGCAAUGGAAACAACAACAACGGCAGCAGCAGCAUCAGCAGCAACAGUACGAACAAUGGUAUCCUUGGGUUGCUAUCACAGCAACAGUUGCAAUUACAUCAACAACAGCAGCAACAUCAACAGCAACAACAGCAGCAGCAGCAACAACACCAACAGCAACAACAACUUCAACUGCAACAACACCACCUACAGCAAUCGGUUUCUCAUCCUGCGGACGCAUUCCCGCCCGGUAGCAUCGGGUUCGACACCACUGGCAGCUUUCCGAAGCUCACCGCCAACAAUGCGCUACUUUACGAGCAAAGCUGGAAACUAGCGGCAGAAAAGUACAGCAAUGCGAUGAACGAAAGUGCUGCGAUUGCGGCUGCCGCCGCCGCCGCAGCCGCUGCUGCUGCAGCCGCUGCCAGUGAUGGCGAAAAGAAAGUAACCGGCAACGGUGGCAAUGGAGGCAGCGGUGUGGCCAGCGCUGCCGCCGCAGCCGUCAGUGGGAAGUUGCUGACCGAUUUUCUGAACCAGCAGAAGAUGCUUAGCACCGUAGGUGACAAUCUGUAUAGCAAGCAGAACAAGUUUCUCGAGCUGAUCAGUUCGGCAACCGACAUGAAGCUGAAUCCGCUGGCGGCAGCUGCGGUGGCGGCGGUAGCCUCCAACAAGGGUGCUGGACCGGGUGUGUUAUCUGAUAUGGGUGCCAGCAGUGGGGGUGGUGGUGGCGGUGGUGGUGACUUCCAUCUAAAGAAGUAUAGCCCGGUCGAUCUGUACAAGCAGUUGAUUGCGAACAACUUCCGACCGGAAGCGAUGGACGUCGGGGAGGAGUUGAAGAACGAACAUCAGAUCAGCGUGAAGAAGCUGGAACCGGAACCCUCGACUGCAUUCCGGAACAGCAACUUCAGUCCGAACAUUUCGACACGCAACUCCUGCAAGACGCUCAAAUGUCCGCAGUGCAACUGGCACUACAAGUACCAGGAAACGCUCGAGAUACACAUGCGUGAAAAGCAUCCGGACGGUGAGACGGCCUGCAGCUACUGUCUUGCCGGUCAGGCUCAUCCACGUUUGGCCCGGGGCGAAUCGUACACCUGCGGAUACAAGCCGUACCGGUGCGACAUCUGCAACUACUCCACCACCACCAAGGGCAACCUGUCGAUUCACAUGCAGAGUGACAAACAUCUGAACAACAUGCAGGACCUGAACGGUAUGAUGAACAAAAGCAACCAGAGCUUCCUUAACCUCGCGACACUGCAGGCGAACGAAAAGGUGGUGAACAGUUCGCGCAAUCAGUAUAUGGCGGCGGCCGCCGUUGCCGCAGCAAGUGCCCCACUGUCCUCGAUGUCGGGCAAGCUCGGUGGUGGUGGUGGUGUUGGUGUUGGUGUCGGUGUUGUUGGUGGUGGCGGUGGUGGCGGCGGCGGAGGUGGUGGUGGUAGCGUCCAGUCUAAGGAGUCGGGUCCGGUCGGGUAUGAGACCGGAGGCCGUCCCAAAUCCUUCUUCAAGUGUGACAUCUGCAACUACGACACGAACAUCGCGCGCAAUCUGCGCAUCCACAUGACGAGCGAAAAACAUAUCAGCAACCUAAACUCGUUCCAGUCCAGCUACAAUCAGCUGAAGAGCCUGCAAAGUCUGCAGCAACAGUCCCAGCAGCAAUCGGACAAUCUCGACUACCUGAGCGCGAUCAAUCUGAACACGCUGAAGGAAGAUUCACCGAUGGCCCGAGUGGACGAGUAUACGGCGGCGGCGGCAGCGGCUGCUGCUGUUGCGGCCGCUACCGCUAGCGCCGCUGGCAAUAACAGUACCGGCAGUGGCAGUAGCAGCAGCCUAAAACCACUGUCGAUGCCCUCGUCACCGUUCGGUGCACCGCUCGAGACGGCCACGCCUGAUUCACUCUUCCUGAAUCAGCCGUCACCGUUUAGUGGGGCCAGCGAACCGGGCAACGAGCGGGACUACCAUCACCAUCAGUUGGACGAGGACAAAAAUCCGCUCCACUUCGAUCCACCGAUUCGGCUGUCGCUCGAUCCCGCAACGUACUACAGCUGUCUGGUGUGUGCGGACUUCGAGACGAACAAUCUGGAGGAGCUAAAGAAGCACGUGCUGAAGGAUCGGACCAGCAGCGCGAUGGAUGCGAUACUGGUCGCCGGCCAGGAGUGUCUCCUCUGCGGGCAGAAGGCACACGACCGAUCGGAGCUGGAACGGCACCUGAAGGCGGAGCACCAUCUGAGGCGGCUCGAGCUGAUGAUCCAUCUGCUAGAGGGGCGUGACAAAACCGCUACCAAGUUGCGCCAGUUCGUCGGACAGGAGCUGUACAAGAAGCUGCAGCUUAUAUUCCCGUUGGCGGAGGAACCGAAAUUUCCGUAUGAUGAGAUGCCAAGCGUCAGUGAAAUUUCGCGCUCUCCGCUAAUGUUGCUACUCGAGCCAAAAACCGAGCUUAUCGAGCGGGAUUUCUCUACCGGUGCGAACGGUAUCGAUAGUGAACAAUCAUCUUCCACCUCGUGUCCGGAUAAUGUGCAGCUCAAGUGUAACUGUUGCAACUUCUACACCACCUCGCUGGAGAAGAUCGGCAUACACAGUCUGUCGGAGAAGCACAUCUUCCGGCGCAUCUGUUUCGACUAUCUGCUGCUAAUCUCGAGCGAAAAGUCCAGCCUGGCGAACGUUGGCGUGAAGAGUGAAGAUGGAGCAAAACAGCAGCAGCAAUCCUCGCCGAAAGCUAACCAGCUGAUGCUGACCUGCGUGCCCUGUUGCUUCAAGACGGACCACAUCUACUACAUGAUACAUCAUCUCAAGAAGAGCUGCAAGGUGGAGCAAAACAUUAACCUACUAGGGUUGCGCAACAUUUUCAAGCUGACCGCUAAAGGUUUAGACGCCCAAGAUGCAAUGGAUACGGGCGACAAUGGGCUAUGCAGCAUACUGCAGGAGAAGAAGAUGUGGAACGGUGAGAAUGCCAGCAACCGUCAGGCAACCGGUGGUUGCAAGGAUCGCUGUCUCGUGUGCAGCGUGUGCAACAAGUUCUCCUCGAAGAAGGUAAACGUUAUGCAACACCUGUUAGCGAAUCAUAACGCCGGUAACGAGCUGCUCGGUGGUACGGAACUAUCACCGAACGUGCCAUCGCUGGCCCGGAAACCGUUCGACUAUUUGCGCACACUGACCGAGGCACGUUGUGCUCAGAAUUUGCGUCAAAUUGAGAAGGUCACCUUCAUGAGUGAUUCGUUCGCGCUGAAGGAGAACUGUAACGAUCUGAAGCACGGCAACCUGGCGGAGAUGCUGGAGCAGUAUGUAGCGCGCCAGGAUGCGAACGAUAGCUUUACUGCCCGUUCGCCACCGCUGGAAAAGCAGCAGCAAUAUUCGCCGACCCUGUCCUGUCCACUGUGUGCGGAAGCGUUCCUCGAUCAGGCAACGGUGGAAACGCACGUGCUGCGCGUCCAUAAUAUCAAGAUGGACGGGUUGAAUCGGCUGCUGAAGCUGGUCGAUACCUCGCAAUUUUUGAAAACGACCAACGGCAAACAGCAGCCAACGAGCAACAGUAGCAGCCCGGUGGAGAAGCCAGGGUCGCCCCAUUCACCGUCCGGCGGCAAGGAGGGUUCGGUGUCGCCGGGUGUACCGAGCAUCCGGUGUUCGUACUGUAAGGCACCGUUCGACACGAUGGUUGACCUGAAGAUACACUGUAACGAGAGUAGCCACUUUCGGCGCAGUGCAGAUUCGGACGAUCUCGCCUGCUUCCUGCACGACUGCAAGGACGCAUUCGAUAAUUUGGCCGAUCUGAAUCAACACUUCAAGGCGAGCCAUCUGAACUUUCUCAUCUCGGAGCAUCACACGUACCGGUACCGUUGUAAGCAGUGCCCGUUCGCGUUCAAAACGCACGAAAAGCUGAGCCGCCAUCUGUUCUACCAUUCGUUGCGCGAGUCAACCAAGUGCUUCUACUGCGACCAUCACUUCAAGAACAUCCAUUCGCUGACGGCACAUAUCGCAGAGAAGCAUCCGCAGGAGGCGCUUCAGUCCGGCAAGCCAUCACCGCCGGGCAUCGCGUCACCGGAUGCUUCCAUUCUCUUCUUUAAGGAUCUCAAACGGAAGAUGCUAAAUAACCAGCAGCAGCAACGGAACGGGUUGAGUCCGCGUUCGGAUCGGUCCGGUGGUCGGGACGCACGCGACAGUGUCGAUGAGGAUCGGCUGAGCGAAAAGUCAGUUAGCUCGAAAAGCAGCAGCUUUUACUACGACAAAAGUCUCGACGGUAGCGGCACGUCCGAGGGGCGUUACACCUGCACGGACUGUCAGUUCACCUUUACCGAUUCCGGUGCGCUCGAGCGCCAUCUUGCCACGGCCUGUCAUAUGCCGCGCGACGACAAAGCGUCACCUGACUCAUUGGCUGCCUCGCUGAUGUCUUCCCUCGCCAAGCAUCACCAGCAGCAACAGCAACAGCAGCAACAGGUACAACAGCAGCAGCAGCAGUCGCAACACAACCAGCAGCCGCUGACGACGACGACAUCAUCCUCCUCUUCCUCUUCCUCCACGCAAAUGAGCUCCCUGUUCUACGAUAUCAAGUCGGAGAAGUUUACCAACCCGAACCGACCGUUCAAGUGCACGAUCUGUAUGGAAAGCUUCACGCAGAAGAACAUUUUGCUCGUGCACUACAACAGUGUAUCGCAUCUGAACAAGCUGAAAAAGCUAAAGGCGGAGAAAGGUUUCGCACAGAUGUUUACCGGUUCCCUGCUUGGGGCAGAUAUCGGUGGUACGGUGGAUGGCUGUUCGGAUCGGGGCAAGAACUCUCCCUCACCAACCGUACCGUUUGGUGAGAAAGCAGUCACACCCUUCUCGAUGCCUUCGUUUGCUGAGGGUUGUGGUGGCGGCAGUGGCAGCAGUGGCGGUAGUGGUGGAGGUGGAGAAAAGCGUAAAGAGGUCGGCGACGAGAAGGAAUCAGCGCGCAAAAAGUUCAAGUGUGACAUAUGCAACGUAGCGUACACGCAGGGCAGCACAUUGGACAUCCACAUGCGCAGCGUGCUGCAUCAAACACGUGCCUGCCGACUGCAGGAGCGGAGUCUGUUCACUGGCCAAUCAAACACGUCACAACAACAGCAGCAACAGACACAGCAACCCUCACCGCAGGGUGGCGAAAGCAAGAAGAAGAGCGAAUUUCCGCUCAUUCAUCCGAUUCCGGAGAGUCACGAUCAAUCGCCUAACAUGCUGGAUGAGGUGUCGAUGCGAAAGCUCAAGUCGCCAUCCGAGCAAGUGCAGCAGCAGCAACAACAGCUCCACCAACAACAAGCACUCGGGCCAUUGUUCUGCGGUGUGCCUGUUGGUGGUGGUGGUGGCGGUAAUAGUGGACCGGAUAAGCCUGAAAUUUGUGUCUGUGAAUGUUGCUACCAGGUAUUCCCGGGUAAGCUGAUGCUCGAGACGCACCUCGAGCUGAGCCCGGAAUGUUUGGCACAUCGCAAGAAGCUGCUCGACAACGCCACCGGUCUACCGGACCCGUCUGGUCCGAUCGGCUUUCCGACAGAUGGUGGUUUCCAGCAUCAUCAGGUACUCAGUGAACUGGCGAAGGUGAACGCACUGACCGGUGGGUUCGAUCUUGGUGCACCGGGUGAUGCUGCCGCACUGCUCGGUGCUAAAAGUCUUGUCCCAGCGAUGGACCCGGCAGCAACGGCUGCGGCAGCUGCAGCCGCCGCUAACCUAAUGGAUCCGAGCUUCCUGAAGAACGCAUCGUUGCUACAGUUUGCUGCCACCGAUCCGACCAGCAAGCUCAAUCCGAACGCACUGAACGUGCUUAACUUUAUGCAUUUUCAUCAUCUGAUGUCGCUCAGCUAUCUGAACCUAGCACCCCAGUUAAGCUUUGGUGGCGUACCGCCAAAGGUCGGUGGUGGUGAUCCCACCAAACCGGACGGUUCACCCGGUGCCGGAGGGCACGGUGAUCCAGCUAGCAAGGGUGGUAAGGGAUCCUCCGGUGCCUCCGUCGUACUACCACCGGUCAGCCUAAACGGUAAGCCGCUCGAUUUGAACCUGCUGCCGCACGGACUCGAUCCCAAGCUGGCAGCACAAUCGCCGCAGCAGCUCGGCCAGCAGCAGGGUCUCGGUCAACAGCAGGCACAGCAACAGCAGCAACCUUGCACACAGAAGCGGGCCCGCACACGCAUCACGGACGAGCAGUUGCGCAUCCUACGCUCACACUUCGACAUCAACAACUCACCGAGCGAGGAAAGCAUCCAGGAGAUGUCGCUGAAGGCGAACCUGCCGCAGAAGGUGGUGAAGCACUGGUUCCGCAACACGUUGUUCAAGGAGCGCCAGCGCAACAAGGACAGCCCGUACAACUUUAGCAUCCCACCGUCGACGAAGCUGAACGUGGAGGAGUACGAGCGGACGGGCGAGGCGAAGGUGACCGAUCUCGAGACGUCGUUCAAGUCAUCGGCCGAUGUUGGUGGAUCACUGUCACAGGAAAAUUCCUGCUCACAAGGUUCCACCGAUAUGAGUAAAGCGUUGAACGAAGCGAUGAAGCAGAACCUGUCCAAAUCGUUGCUAGAGUCGCUUAGCAAGCAUCAGUCCGCUACCGGGCAGGAUUUGGUCGGUGCAGCCGCAGCAUUCCACCUCAACAAAAGCCUUUUCCCGGACACAUUUGGUGGUGGUGGCGGUGGUGGUGGUGUAGUUGGUGUAGGCGGUGGUCCCGAUUUUUCCGGCCCGGAUACGGUCGGUUCCGUGUCGGAGUACUUCCAACGGGCGGCUGCCGAUGCGGUAGCACUGGGUGCAGCUGUUGGCGGUGGUCCAGGUUCCGUCGGCGGUCCACUGUCGAUGGCUAUCGGUGGUACGGUGGUCGGCGGUAACGGUGGAUCCCUUGUUACUGGUAACGGUGGUGGCGGUGGUAACGGUGGUGGUGGCGGUGGAGGCAAGAAAAAGAAAAUCAAAUCUGAAUCAUCGAACGACAGUCCGACGCCGGCCGAUCUGCAACUCGACUCGUCCAACUCCAGCCCGAUGCCGAUGCGACCGCCGAGCGCUAUCUCGCUAAAGAAGCAUAUGGCCACACCGCCGACGCUGGUCGUAGGUGAGGAGAUGAAGAUACCGAGCCCGAUCGAGAGCCCGGUCAUCUCGCCGCCCGGUUCGAUGGGGUUGCAUGCGCUGCCACCGCAAACCCAACCGAUCACCUGCUCGAACGGCAAACGGGCGAACCGCACCCGGUUUACCGACUAUCAGAUCAAGGUGCUGCAGGAAUUCUUCGAAAACAACUCGUACCCGAAGGAUAGUGAUCUGGAGUACCUGAGCAAGCUGCUGAUGCUCUCACCCCGCGUUAUCGUCGUGUGGUUCCAGAACGCCCGCCAGAAGCAGCGCAAAAUCUACGAAAACCAGCCAAACCCAACGUUUGAGUCGGACGAGAAGAAGGCGAUUAACAUCAACUACACCUGCAAGAAGUGUAAUCUCGUGUUCCAGCGCUACUACGAGCUGAUACGCCAUCAGAAGAAUCACUGCUUUAAGGAGGAGAGCAACAAACGGUCCGCCAAGGCACAGCUCGCCGCGGCCCAGAUCGCACACUCGUUCACGAGCGGCAGCGAAGACUCUGACUCGAGUCUCGACGUUAGCCGGCGCGAAUUUCAGCCGCGCGAGAACGACUGCCCUUUCUAGGAGCCGUGGGGUGGCUGGAGGGCGCCAGCUAGUAUGCAACACUAACCGCCCUAAGCCUCCCCCGAAUCCCCCACUCCCGGUUUUCCUUUCCCAUCCCCUUUAAUCUCCUGGGAUAAUUUUGCUUCCAUUGCCUGCAACCUAAUCCCACUCAUCCAUCCUUCCUUCCAAUCUCUCUCGAUCGUUUAAAACAAACACCUCGCACCUCUCAUGACGGUGUGACGAUUUUUUUAUCUUCGUAUUAAUUAUUUAAAUUUUUUUUCGUUGUUUUAUUUUGUCCUUUUUUUAUUUUGCAAUUGCAAUUGUUUUCCUUUCUUCGUCACACUGGCUGAGAAUUUUCGGUUUGUUUUGCGUUCUUUAGAUUAUUUUUCUUUUAUAUUUACCCAUUUUUUUAUCGGUGCGCUUUGCUUUAAAGCAGUACCGGUGCAGCGCAACGCUCGUCUCUUAAUAACGAUUAAUAAUUAACAAACAGCCACGAAAAAAACGUUUAAUUCCAUAUGCCCCCGGGACCCUUAGGUGGCCGGGUAAACGCCAUUGAAGCAUCGCGUUUCAAUAAUCGAUAGAUGUGUUAAUUUCCUCGCCUUCAAUUUGCUAGUGAAAAUAUCGUUAUUAUUGUUUUAUUUUAUUUUUUUUUAGUAAUCGAAAACAACAGACAAAAAAAAUAAUUUAUAGUGAUACACGUUCUUGAAUCGUUUUAUUCGUAUAUUUUUUUUAUUAUUAUAAUUAUUACUGUGCGUAAUGCUGUAGGUUUUAACAGUGACGUUUUCUUUUUUUGUAUUACUGAACAGAAAACUUGAGUUGUAAAAUUUGAAGACAAUGAGUCGAAAAUCCCCGCAUCAAAUGUAAUGUGAAAGUUCCUAAAACAAAAGAUCGCAAAUAUUAAGAAUUUAGUUAGAAGAAGAAAAAAAAACAGAGGAAAGUAAGAAACAGAAA
Anopheles funestus (African malaria mosquito) is the source of this 11832-nucleotide messenger RNA. RefSeq names its product zinc finger protein 2 (gene zfh2). The record is from RefSeq and is a predicted model, not a curated record. Gene Ontology annotation, biological process: regulation of transcription by RNA polymerase II. Gene Ontology annotation, cellular component: nucleus. Bases 2314 to 10902 code for a protein of 2862 amino acids. Gene Ontology annotation, molecular function: zinc ion binding; RNA polymerase II cis-regulatory region sequence-specific DNA binding; DNA-binding transcription factor activity, RNA polymerase II-specific. The transcript has 8 exons. NCBI's taxonomy places the organism in Eukaryota, Metazoa, Arthropoda, Insecta, Diptera, Culicidae.